AUGCACAUUUACAUCUAUACCCAUACCCAAAUCUAUAAUGGCCCAUACCGAUAUUCACGCCCGUACCCACAUCCUCACGCCCGUACCCACACCCUCACGCCCGUACCCACACCCUCACGCCCGUACCCACACCCUCAAGCUGCGCCCACAUCCACACGCCUGAACCCACACCAGCACUCCUGCACCCCCACGCCCACACUCCUGCACAACACACCCACACGCCUUCACCUACUCAUACCUAUACCUACACUCACACCCACACAUAUACCUACAACAUCCACACCCUACUCUACACAUAAUCUCAACCCCCACACAUACUCUUAUACCUACACCACCUACAUCUGCAUCUAG
Penaeus monodon (black tiger shrimp) is the source of this 351-nucleotide messenger RNA. RefSeq lists its product as uncharacterized. The coding region runs from base 1 to 351 and encodes 116 amino acids. The record is from RefSeq and is a predicted model, not a curated record. The transcript is spliced from 2 exons. Lineage: Eukaryota; Metazoa; Arthropoda; Malacostraca; Decapoda; Penaeidae.